Physella acuta is the source of this 9096-nucleotide messenger RNA. RefSeq names its product ATP-dependent RNA helicase DDX3X. NCBI's taxonomy places the organism in Eukaryota, Metazoa, Mollusca, Gastropoda, Physidae. Gene Ontology annotation, molecular function: RNA helicase activity; ATP binding; nucleic acid binding. The record is from RefSeq and is a predicted model, not a curated record.
GUGAUCAGACGUAGUCCUUUUUACAUUGGGUGAUCAAAAUUGGUCCAUCUUCCCUUUUUUGCUUAGAGUUUCAUCACAGCUUCGUAAUAUGCCUAAUGGUUCUAAUCAAAAUGGUCCUGGUCUAGAGCAGCAGUUUGCUGGGCUGGACAUAAAUGGCCCUGUUCGCAAUCAAGACUAUGAUGGACAGCAUGGUGGCUUUGCAGGUGGUGGUCGUUACGUCCCUCCACAUCUUCGUGGGGGUGGUAUGCCCAACUUGAGUCAGCCCCCUCCUGGGCAUCCCAAUGCAUCUUUGCCCCCACAAGGUAAUUGGGGAAAUUCCGGGGGCAGAGGGCCACCACCUCGUGACGGAGGAAGGUGGUUCGCAGGAAAUGAUCGUGUAGCCCUUGACAAGGGGGGUAACUACAAUAGUGAUCGUGGAGGUAGCUACAAUGAUCGUGGCAACUACAACAGUGAUAGAGGAGGCAGCUACAAUGAUAGAGGAGGUUAUAACAACAGUCGAGGUGGAAGUGCUGGUGUAAGAAGUGGUUACAAUGAUCGAGAUAAUAGAGGAGGUUAUGAGAGACGAGGUGGUGGAAAUCAAGGAUUUAGUCGUGGUGGAGGCAACAAUGCUGGAGCUUACCAAUACAAUGACAAAGGUGGCAAUGAAAGGUGGAAUAGGCAAGGAAGUGCUCCCCCACCUCCUCCUCCAGGUGGUGGUGGUAACAGGUGGGAUGUACUACUAGAAGAUCGUGAUAGAGAACGUCGUAUGGGUGGACAAGGGUACAAUCGCUGGGAUAACAGGGAAGAAAAUAAUGGCAAUGACAACAGACAGGAGGAUUGGUCUAUCCCACUUCCCAGAAAUGAGAGAUUAGAGCAUGAAUUGUUUGGAGCAGGAAAUACUGGAAUCAAUUUUGAUAAGUAUGAAGAUAUUCCAGUUGAGGCAAGCGGUGACAAUUGUCCAAAGCACAUUGAAAAUUUUGAAGACUGUAACAUGGGAGAAAUUGUCCGCAAUAACAUUGCACUCAGCAAAUACAGCAAGCCAACCCCUGUUCAGAAGUUUGCUAUUCCAAUCAUUUUGGGGAAAAGAGAUCUUAUGGCUUGUGCUCAGACAGGUUCUGGAAAAACCGCUGCAUUCCUUGUUCCUAUUCUCAAUCAAAUUUAUGAAAUGGGACCUGGAGAGUCUGGCAAUCAACCUGGGGGUCGUCAGUAUGGUAGACGAAAAAUGUUUCCUAUUGCUCUUGUUCUUGCACCUACUAGAGAAUUAGCAUCACAGAUUUACGAUGAAGCCAGAAAGUUUGCAUAUAGAUCCAGAGUUCGGCCAUGUGUAGUGUAUGGUGGAGCAGAUAUAGGUGCACAAAUGCGUGACUUGGACAAAGGAUGUCAUUUAUUAGUUGCUACACCUGGUCGUCUUGUCGACAUGAUGGAGAGAGGAAAAGUGGGACUUGAUCAUUGCAAGUUUCUAGUACUUGAUGAGGCAGAUAGAAUGUUAGACAUGGGUUUUGAACCACAGAUCCGUCGCAUAGUUGAAAAAGACAAUAUGCCCCCAUGUGGAAAGAGACAAACUAAUAUGUUCUCUGCCACUUUCCCAAAAGAAAUUCAGGUACUUGCUCGGGAUUUCUUGGAAAAUUACAUUUUCCUUGCUGUUGGCCGUGUUGGAAGUACCAGUGAGAAUAUAACUCAGAAAGUUGUCUGGGUUGAAGAACAGGAAAAACGCUCUUUCCUGUUGGAUCUAUUGAAUGCUGCAGGUGGAAGUGGUGCAGGGUCUCCAAGACCGGAAUCCCUGACUUUGGUUUUUGUUGAAACCAAGAAAGGUGCUGAUGCCCUGGAGGAUUUCCUGUUACGAGAAGGAUAUCCAGCAACUAGCAUUCAUGGUGACAGAUCACAGAGGGAACGUGAAGAUGCCUUAAGAAUCUUUAAGUGUGGAGAAAGACCUAUUUUGGUUGCAACUGCUGUUGCAGCCAGAGGAUUAGAUAUUUCUAAUGUGAGACAUGUAAUCAACUUUGAUCUACCUAGUGACAUUGAAGAAUACGUUCACCGUAUUGGUCGUACUGGCAGAGUCGGAAAUUUAGGUUUGGCUACAUCUUUCUUCAAUGAGAAAAACAAAAACAUAGUCCGUGAUCUUCUUGAUCUCCUGACUGAAUCUAAUCAAGAAAUUCCCCCAUGGCUAGAAUCUAUGUCUGUAGAUGUUCGAUCAGUGGGAAUGAGCAGACGUGGUGGUGGUUCUGUCAGAAGAUUUGGAACUGGUGGUGGUUUUGGUGGCAGAGAUUAUCGUCAGCAGGCUAAACCAAUGAAGCCAAAUUUCCCACCAGGCGGUGGCAGUGGAUUUAAUGGACAGCAGCCAUUUAAUAACCACUUCACACCCAACUUCCCUCCACCUCAGUACAACAACUAUGGAGGAAGCUAUGGAGGAACUUACUCUGCUCCAGCAAAUGAUUGGUGGGGAAACUAAAGUCUGUGGCAUUUCUGCAUUAAUCUUUAAAGCAAUUACCAAUGGCAAGUGAAGUUGGAUUACUUUCAAUCAGUCAAUUUUAAAAGUUUUAUUUCCCUAAUUUUUAAAGCUACUUCUUCAAUAGAUCAUGUUAGUGACACCAGCUAUUUUUACUAGCCACUUUAUGCCUCUUCACUUGCCAUGGCUAUUACUAAAGAGACUGCUGCUUUUGCCAUUUGCUUGGUCUCUUCACUGCAUGUUGUGUAGCUAUCAUGAUGUAGUAGACUUGAUUGUUCUUUAAUAUUACAUGUUCUAGGGAAACAUGCGGCAAGGACCAGAGGUGUUAUACGAAGCUUUGUUCAAACUCUGAAUCAUCUUUUUUUUUAAAUAGGUUAUAUUGUAUAUAACUAUACAUUUAUAAAUAUGCUUAUACAUGUAUACUUAUAUACAAUGUAAGUACAUGUGUGUGUAUAUUUAUGCACUUAAUGUGCACAUGUAUGCAGACAAAUGUAUAUUGGAGUAAAUAUUUGUAUAAAGAAUUUAAAACAUCAUCCCAAUAUUAAUUGAAAAGGACACAUUAAAAUUUGGUUGCAUAUGUCAACAAGCAUCAAACUUUCACCCAAGUUUCAUUUUUUUAAAUUUACUUUUAUAUUUUUUUAUAAACGUUUUUUUUUUUCAUUAUUUGCUUUAGUGAAAACUAGAGCAAAGCUUGAAACAAAAAGAAAGGGGGAUAAGUUCUCUGUAACUUUUCUUACUUUUAAAGACAGAAGAUGAAACCAAGUUCUUUCGAUGCAAUUCAAAAACUUUUUUGCAUCGUUAUGAAAAUGUAACAGAUCUAUGAUUGUUAAGGACCAGUUUCUAAAAAAGUACUUAAAACAGCUUUUUUAUUACCAUGCCAUUUACAAAAUGUUGAUUGUACUAAUUUAAAAAAAACAAAAAAACAUGGUAUUAAAAAAAAUUAUGUUUUAUACUUUUGUAACAUGCAAUGCGUAACAAUUGCUUUUUUAUCCACAUAAAACAAUAUUCUGCCACAAAGAGUAGAUCAGAAGCAUCAACCUAACUUGAUGUGAAUAUUAUAAAAUGCUACUGAACAAAAAAACUAAUUUAGUGGUUGAGCAUUUGUUACUGCAUUGCUAUUCGUGCACUGUCAUAUAUUUAAACAGCUAUAAUGGCACGUGUUUACUUAGUUUUUGUGCGGAUAACCUAAGCACCUCCAGUAUGCUUUUAUAGAUCGCCAAAAACUUUAAAACCAUGGCUGAUAUUUCAGCUAUAUUGGGUAUUGGGCCCAAACCAAAUGUUUUUUUUUCCAUUAAGGUCUUUUAUUGUCCAGUCGUAAAAAGUAAGUCAACUUUUUUUAAAUAAAAAAAUCCCAUAAUUGCUUCACAUGGUAUGUAUUUUUUGGUGCCUUUAACAAUGUAGAUAAUGUUUUUUUUUUACAAGCAGUAUUCAGCCACAUAAAAGAUAAAAUAAAUUACUGCUUAUAAACCGGUGCAUUUUGCCAAUAUUUGUGCAAAAAUAGAAUAAACAUUCACGUGUUGACUAUACACUAGUACAUAUAUGAAAAGGAACUUUUUAUAUAGACUAAAUGAUUAAUGUAAUGGCAGCGUGGUGUUUGGUUAAUCAGACAUCUGGUCGCUGCAUGCCACCAAAUACUUGUUUUUAAGUUUUGGCACUUAAUGUGAAGCAAUGUAGUUUGGGGUGUUAUCUAUAAAGUUUUGUCCCUUCUGAUUUAUAUCACUGAACUUGAAAAGCUGGCCAUUCUAUUUAAGCUCCAAGGGCAGCAUAUUGUAGAGAAUCUCUUUUUUUAUAAAGGAAAUUAUUCAUUCCUAUUCAAGUUGGGAGUAGCAUUGGACUAAAACAAUUCAUUGCUUGCUCUCCACUUUAAAAAAUUAUUAUAAUAGGGCCCAAUGUCCAAUUACAUUGCAAAAUCCUGUUAGAUGAUAAAAAGAAAUCUGAUUUACACUAUGUAUGAGAACUGAGGUUUCAUCUGAAUACGAGCUUUUGAUUGUUAAUCAACUAUAGAAAGUUUACUUCAAGCUUUUUACUUUUUGCCCUAUAAGUCUAGGAGUUGCACAUUAGUUUCUAUAAUUGGGGACUUGUGUCAUUUAAUUGUUUUUUGAAUCUGAUAUUUUUAAGUAGUUUUUCUGUAAUGAGACUUUAAAGUUAUCAGAAAAAUGGGGUGUUUUUUUUUUUGUGUUUGUUUAAAAUAAACGCAAAAACAUGUGAAGCACUGCAUUCCAAUAAAUACAUUAAUAGCCUUUGCUAACUGAUGUAUAUAACCAAUUUUUCAAUAAAAAUCCAGCCUUGUCAAAGCUGGCAUUUGACACAAAUUUUUGAGUGUUUAAAAUUUGGACAUGGUAAAUCUGCAGCCAGACUAUUGUGCAGUUUUAUAUUUUAAAUUGUAAUGCGAAUGAGUAAUCUAUGCUAAUGAGGUAAAUGUCUCCCAAUAUAAUGUGCAAUCUCUUAUGCUUUUGUUGUCUUGGUCCUUGUAAUUGGUGUGAGAGUUUGUUGACAUACAUUUUAAGAUGUCUUGACAUGUGGCUAGUAAACUUGUUGCAGAUAUAAAAGGCAAGUUUUUUCAACACUUGUCAGCAAAAUAUUUGAUAUUACAAGUUUUUAUUUCAUUUGCUAAUGUUGAGACCAAUGUUUGUUUUACUGAAAAAGCAGGACUUUUCCAUCAUUAAAUUGUUCUGUCAAGGGUUAAUUCCAGAGAAUACCAAGUUUUCAAUUUUUUUUAAGUGUCUGAGUUACAAUACAAAGGGGUUUAUUAUUAAAAUCAGAGUUAGAACAAAUUAUAAUGGGUGUAAUUAUUUGGCUUAUCUACAGCCAUGUUCUUUUUUCAUUUACAUUCAAAUCCUAGUCACCAAAUUGUUUUCUGUAGACUAUCAAUUUGCACUUUUUUUUUUUCCAGUUUACUUAAAACUGAAAGUAACAAUAUAACACCUUUUUAUGGUUGCUUUCAUUAUUAUAAUUGAUGGUGUCAUUUUUAAAAAUCAAAUGAUGUGCUUAAACAGUUACAUUAUUGUAAACUACCUAAAUAAAAUCUGAUUGCAUAUCUGGUUCAGAGCCGAAUGUUGCCCUGUAAUUUACGUUGAUAUCUCUUUUCUUAUGAGUAUUGGGUUAAGAUUUUCUUGUUGGCUAUUUUUUCCAUGUUUUUUUUUAUCACUUUUCAAAGUUGUCUUUUUUUUUUGUUAUGUAUUUUGUCAGACUGAUUCAGACAUGCUUAUUGAUUGUGAUGUUUAAUAAGGAAAUAACGAAAUUUUAGCCAGGCUGCCAAAUUCAAGCUGUCAGCUUUUAUAAAAAGAUAGGAUUUGUUUAUCUUGUGAAAUGAACCAAACUCGUGAGAUUGAUUUUUAUGACUUUUUCAAUUGACUUCCAGUGCCAGUCCAUGUAUAUCCUAUAGACAUCUAUUGUUGACAUGUGAAUGUAUGUAUUAUUUUACAGUUAAGUUUGCCUGCAUUCACAUCAAGAUCUGAGUUAAAUUUUGUUAAAAGUUUUAAUGAACAUUGAAUUUUAUAUAUUUUUUUUUCCUCAAAAUUUGAAAUGAUAAAAAGGGUUAGUUUUUUAAAUCAAAAUUUAUCUUUCAGUUUAGUAAAAUACUGACAUUGUUUAAUUUUGGUUAGUAAAUAGUUUUUUUAUAAUUGUGGUCAAUUUAUGCUGUAAUAGGACCUUUUUAAAGUAAACUGUUGUUGCAAAAUAGCGUUGACAUCCAAUUAUUGUAAUUUUUUGUUUAUUCGAUUAUAAAUUACUAUAACCCAGCAACAAAAAUAAGACUUAUCUAAAGUUUUUUUCUACCAUUACUAAAAAUGUUUCAUUGGGUUAUUAAAUAUUUAAUAAAUUUGUUUUAAAUUUAUUAAAAAACAGCAAUUUAUUGAAGCUGAAUUAAAAAUGUUUUAUGUAGUAGUCUGAUGUUAUUCAUAAUGAUGGCAUUGUUUCUGUUUAAGGGACCUUGUCACUUAUGUCUAUUAAUAGUAUCUCAUUGAGGGUACGCAUAUAUGUAUAGCAGGGGAAAUGGAAGAGGGGCUGCUACUGUGAACAUUUAAAGUUACACAUUACCUGAAAACAGUGUGAAGGUAUUAUUUGUUCAAAGCUUGCCUCUAAACCUCUACUCCUUCUGAUGGUUUUUUUUUUGUUUUUUUUUUUUGGGAGGUUAAUUUAAAUUUCAGGUAAAGGUUUUAAACUUUCUUACCCAUAUUUUGGAUAACGAUUUUUUUAGUGAAAAUGUAUAAUAAAAACCAUCAGUAAGAAGAAUUUUGUUUAGUUGUUGCAGCACCUCACAUCUGUAGCUCUUGCAUGCCUUUAUGCGAUAGCAUGUAUGAUCAGACUUUCCCAUCUCCAGUCUGUCUGAUAACUACUAUUUGCAUUUGUCAAUAUUUUGUAUGUAUGACUUUUAAUCCAGGGGAACUAAAUGUUCAAAGAUGGAUAUAGUUUCCAGCAGUUUUUGUAGAGCAAUGUUCUUAGUACCAAUAUAUGUAACCUUGGAAGGUGUAGUUGGUAAGAUAAGAAAAAAUUACACUGGAAAUAUUUCAAAGUGAAUUUGACUAAAAGCAUGAUCACAAUGUUAUGGUUUCCAAUUAAUUUGUUUUGGGUGUUAUUUUUUUUUUUAAACAAAUUUAACAACUAGCAUACUAUCUUUGUAUUAAGAAAUGAUGGCCAGUUAAGUGAAUAUUUUUUUUUUUUUUUAGGAGUGAACAUUCUACUUUACUGAUAUUUAGUUCCGAUUAUUUGCUAUACAAAAAUAUUUAACUGUUGGUUUGGGUUUUUAAAAAAAGCAUCAAAUGAAACAGUCAAAUAUUAGAAAUAUCCGUGACUUUUCCAUCAGUGCAUUUCAGUUUUUUUAAAUCUUGGCACAUUUUUUGUGUGCUCAGUUUCCAUACCUAAAAUUAUUUUGUCCUUUUAUUAAGCUAAUUUAGAUAACAAAAUAUUUGAAUCUUUAUGGAUUUAAAAAAUGAGUAGUGUACUAGAACUAGAAUAUCAGUUUGAAAUUUGCUUAAAAUAUUGGGUAUGGAUUUUUAGAUUAAAUGUUACGUAUAUUAAACCAACAAGAUGGUUUAACGUCAGUAAAUCUGUCUCAUAGACAGUGUAUUUGAUUUCAAUCAUCAUUAAAAUGCAUUAUAUUAAUGACAGUGAAAUGCAGAUUUUUAGUUUUUUUCUCUGGUUUUAUUAUUUUGCUCUCAAUUUUCAGUUUUUUUUAAAAUGGUCAUUAAAUUACAUAUCAAGAAGUGUGCUACAAUGGAAACUUUAUUUUUUUUUCCAAAAAAAAAAAACAUCUAGUAAAACAUGUUUUUAGCAAAGCAUGUUUAAAAAUCAGAGACUUACCAAAUGUUUGAUUUCAAAUGUAUUAAACCAUGUUCAAUUGGAUAUUUCUAUUGCAGCUAAUAGAAAUGCAGUACACAUAGGUUUUUUGGCUUGAAAAGGUUAAAAAUUUUAAGUGAAAGAAUAUUAAAAUGCUGAACAUAGAGAUCCAAAAUGCUAUUAUAAAACAUAAAAACUUUGUUGACUAGUUUUGAUUUUAAUCUUAUUAACCUGUUAUGUGAAGUAUGUUUCAUAAAAUUUUAAAAAAAUCCUUGUGAAAGGUCAACAAGAUUGCUGUUCUCAACUUGUUCAUCAUUUGAGCAUGCACAUUUAGCAUUCUGUUUUCUGAAACUAUUUUUCCCCCCAAUGGGGCAAUACUUUAAUUUUAUAAUUUUUAUUUUCAUUGUUUAAGCUUACAGCUUGUGAAGACAAUCUUGCAUACAACUUGUUUAUGUCAGGGUAGAACAGUAGAUGUCUGUAUCAAUGAAUUCGUAAUAUAGACAUUCCAUUAAAUCUAGGGAUUCCUUUGUAGUGAGUUAUUGACCCUAAACAUUUUUGGAAUAAUGUUGUGUAAAACUUCUACAUUGGAUGUUUUUCAAUGAAAAAGUUAUGAAAGUUCUUGUCAUAUUUUUUUUUAAGUAAACAGGUAAACUCCCAUCUACCUUUGUCAUGGUUUAACACCAGGAUUAUUAGGUGUGCAUAUUUUUUUAAAUGUUUGUUUAAACAUGUUGUGUUGCUUAUAGUAAACAAUACAAUCAUGGUGUUACAGCAACUGUGGUAUUGAUGAGGUCAUUACAUUUGAUACUUCUUUAUUGAAAGCCAGCUGUCAACUGCUAGCAUUUUUAAAUGAAGUAUCUUUUUUUUUCAAAGAUUUUUAAAAAUUAUUAGUAGCCUGGCAUGCUUUGACUUAUUGAACUAAGGUCAUUUCCAAAAUGUACUUGGAAAUAUUCUGAAUUAAUGUUUUUUCUAUUGAUGUUAAGUUUUUAAGGAAGUGAAGAAAACUAAUGAUCAGGAAGCAUUGUCUUCUUUAAAAUUAAAACAGUCUGAAUGACAUGAUCUUGGUCUUUAUUUUUAUUUCUUGUGGUCAGCAGAAUACUUUAUAUGGGUUUAGCAUGUUUUAAUAGUCUAAAUAAAUUCAGACAAUAAAAAGUUUAAUUUUGACCUUAGUCUAACACCAUUUGGUUUUUUUCAAUGUGAGGGACAAUUUAAAACCUCCCUGUCAAGUAGUCAAAGACCAGGUUAUUAAAGCCAAUAUUCUUCAAACCUCAUUGGUGCUAUGGUAACAGUAACUGGUCGUCUUGUAUCACUUCUUGGUGGAAAUGGCAGUGCGCAUAAAGUAAGUUCAUUAAAAAUGAGUUUGCUUACAGAAAUAUUAAAAUGCCAAUUUUGCUGGA